Paramecium pentaurelia is the source of this 214-nucleotide messenger RNA. Lineage: Eukaryota; Ciliophora; Oligohymenophorea; Peniculida; Parameciidae. The record is from the annotation of a GenBank genome assembly.
AUGGAAAAGUAAAAAUUAUUAUGUUGUAAGUAAUUUUUAAGAUAACAAUUAUAAGCAAAAUUAUAAUUAUAAUAGAAAAUUAUGAAAUCUCUUACAAACUAUAAAAAAUUACACGAAAUAGUGGAGGAAAAAAGAUAGUAUGAAUUUAAAAUAUUAUAGUAUAAAUAACUUAAUUUUAAAAUCAUCUUCUAAUGUAACAUACUUACUUUUAUGA